Molecule: messenger RNA, 1773 nt
Organism: Penicillium arizonense
Lineage: Eukaryota; Fungi; Ascomycota; Eurotiomycetes; Eurotiales; Aspergillaceae
Exons: 1
Coding region: 1-1773 (590 amino acids)
Biological process (GO): transmembrane transport
Cellular component (GO): membrane
Molecular function (GO): transmembrane transporter activity
Source: RefSeq, a predicted model, not a curated record
AUGCUCUGGGACAACCAUGAUACCACCACUGCGAGAAUACAAAGCCCACAAGUCUGGCCACGAUCGCAUGACGACAAAACAGAGGUGCAUUGCCCGUUCGGUACAAAGCCUGUCUCAUCUUAUUGCCAAGCUAGCCACGCCUUGCAAGAUUUGUCUCCGAAGCUGUCUGGAGCUCAGCAGAGUAUCCACGGGGAUUUCGUCAGAGACAUGCAGCAAGCCCAAGAUAACUUAGCUGGAUUCCCGAGAGUAGAUCUGACUUCCAUGCCAAAUCAGCCAGUCCUAGAGGUCUCGGCGUCUGAAGCAUCAGGUGCUGUAGAUCAACAGAGGUCCCAAGGUGUUCCGUACGAACUGCGGAACAUUACCUUUGAAUUGGCCUUUGUUGGUAUUUGUUCAGCCAGCUUGAUGAUCUAUGCUUUCCUUCUAGGAGAUGUGACUGUCAACCAGGCCGAAUUUAGAAAAGCCUUGGCCAUUAACAAUAGCCAGCUUCCCUGGCUAAUAGGGUCAUACACCACCGCCAACGGUCUUGCACUGGUCGUUUCAGGAUCUAUCAUGGACCUCGCGCCACCCAAGCCUCUCAUGGUUGGCGCCUUCGCGUGGCUGAUGGUCUGGCACAUAAUUGGUUUCUUUUCCAUUACCCCUUCACGAAUGGUGCUAUUCUUUAUUGUGCGCGCUAUGCAAGGUCUGGCCAUUGGGGUUCUCGUGUCCGGGUCGAUGAGUCUUAUGGGAAGAAUUUACAAGCCAGGGCUUCGCAAAAAUCGGGUGUUUUCUGCGAUGGCAGCUACCUCUCCCUUUGGGUAUUGGCUAGGAGCCAUACAAGGGGGCGCAACGAAUGACCUCAGAUGGAUAUUUGGCUCAAAUGCCGUCAUUUGUGCUGUUUGUUGCGCUAUCGCCUUUGUUACUGUACCUCCGCUUCGACCUGUCGCCGACGCAGCUGGCAUUGAAGCUCCAAGCCUCCGCCAAUUUGAUUACUUGGGCGCCAGUGUAGCGAUCACCAGUUGCGUGCUGCUUCUGUUUGGUCUCACUCAAGGAUCAGUCACCAAAUGGGCGCCAUAUACAUACGCCCUGGUGAUAGUGGGAAUUGUCCUGCUGGUAACAUUCUUCAUAAUAGAAAGCAGAGUCCGACGGCCGCUGAUUCCGACAAGACUUUGGAGGACGAAAGGUUUCACGCCUCUGAUGCUAGCCUAUUUCCUGGGGUUUGGCUGUUACAGUGGCUCAUGGCAAUUCUACGCCGUGCAAUUUUGGCUUCGAAUCCAGCACGUCAGCCCUAUGACCGUAGCACUGUACCUGCUUCCUAACGCCAUUGUCGGGGCUCUUGCUACUUGGGUAGUUAGCCAGACAUUGCAUAUUUUUCCAGGACACUAUAUCUAUGUGGCGUCAAUGCUCGCUUAUGCCCUCGGACCUGUAUUCUUUCUGCCCCAAACCCCAGGGACCUCAUACUGGGCUCUCUCUAUGCCAGGAGUCGCGUUGGUGACUUUCGGGCCCGAUCUAGCAUUUGCAGCUGCUUCAAUUUUCAUUACGAGCAACGUCGCAAGAUCAUAUCAAGGAAGCGCUGGGAGUUUGCUAAUGAUGAUGCAAAACCUCUCAGCGGCCAUCAUGACUAGCAUCGCGGAGGCAAUCGGUACGAAGGUUGACAUAGGACCAAGCGGGGAUAUUGGACUCAUCGGCCUGCGUGCCAUCUGGUGGUUUGGUUUCUCAGGGGCAAUGUUGGCGGCUUUGAUUACUAUCAUUUGGGUCAGGAUUCCCAAAGAGGAGGAAAAGGAACAUGUCACCUAA